Messenger RNA from Cynoglossus semilaevis (tongue sole), 556 nucleotides. RefSeq names its product ribosomal protein S12 (gene rps12). Gene Ontology annotation, molecular function: structural constituent of ribosome. Lineage: Eukaryota; Metazoa; Chordata; Actinopteri; Pleuronectiformes; Cynoglossidae. The transcript has 6 exons. Gene Ontology annotation, cellular component: ribosome. Bases 134 to 532 code for a protein of 132 amino acids. Gene Ontology annotation, biological process: translation. The record is from RefSeq and is a predicted model, not a curated record.
CAGGCACAGCGUCAGACGACUCAGGGGCCUAGUGCAGGUAUUAAACUAGCGUCGCGCCCUGAUGACGUCCUCUUUACCCGCUGCCUGAGAGGAGCAAAGGAACUUAAAGUCCACCAUCCAUCCUUUAUCUACAAUGGCCGAGGAAGGCAUUGCUGCCGGAGGUGUGAUGGAUGUCAACACCGCCCUACCUGAAGUGCUCAAGACCGCACUCAUCCACGACGGUCUUGCCCGUGGCAUCCGUGAGGCUGCCAAGGCCCUGGACAAGCGUCAGGCCCAUCUUUGCGUCCUUGCUGCCAACUGUGAUGAACCCAUGUACGUCAAGCUGGUAGAGGCCCUCUGUGCUGAGCAUCAAAUCAACCUGAUUAAGGUCGACGACAAUAAGAAGCUCGGUGAGUGGGUCGGUCUAUGCAAGAUCGACCGCGAGGGCAAACCCCGUAAGGUCGUGGGCUGCAGCUGUGUCGUUGUCAAGGACUAUGGCAAGGAGUCUCAAGCCAAGGAUGUCAUUGAGGAAUACUUCAAGUCCAAGAAGUGAGGGCCAAUAAAAAAAUGAAACGAA